Mercenaria mercenaria is the source of this 2363-nucleotide messenger RNA. RefSeq lists its product as uncharacterized. Lineage: Eukaryota; Metazoa; Mollusca; Bivalvia; Venerida; Veneridae. The transcript is spliced from 3 exons. The coding region runs from base 322 to 993 and encodes 223 amino acids. The record is from RefSeq and is a predicted model, not a curated record.
GAGAUGUUUUAUAUUUAUGCAACAUCUCAAUAGUUAAGUUCAGUUUGUUGUGAUUGUAUGUAUGUGCAGUACGUGGGAUUUAAUAUGAUCUAUCCGGAUGAUUAAACGAAGACAUAUUAUUACAUGGAUGAAGUAACAAAAGCCGAUUAAAUGUUGUAGAAUGUUGUGGAAACGGGUUUUUUGAAACAGACGAUAUGUUGCACGACCCCGAAGUUACGUUUCUUAAGCUUUAUUCAGAGUAAAACACAGGUAGCGUUUGACUAAAUAGUAAAUGUCUCUUCAUAGUUUACUUGUAUACAUGUUUUUACUGCACUGAACGUCAUGUACAACAUGGAUUUUAAUCGCGAUCGUGUGAAUCGAUUGAUAUCGAGGAAUACGAAAAUACUGGUUGGAAUUUUUAUUUUGACCUUAAUAGCAGGUGUGUUGCAGGCAGUGGGUUACGCUACACCAGGCUGGUUGGUCUUUUCGGGAACAGACCAAGAAAAUGUUACGUUUUCAGCUGGCAUAGGUUUUUGGUAUCAAAGAAUAUGCACUGACAGUUGUGAUAUUGGACAUACAGGAAGUGCGUUCUGGAGUGAAGACGAACAGAAUGAGUUUGAGACAUUUAAGCUAAUAGCGACAGUGGCAGCGGUGAUAAGCCUCUUCAUACCAGUUGUAGUGGCGGUGUACAUAAGAAGAUUAAGACUUCAGCGGGACAUUACGACCAUUGCUGGCACUGCUGUGCUCUUGUGCCUUGGUUCCGGGGUUCUUGCGUUGGUAGUUGUUGGUAAAAUAGCAAGCGACGUACACACGGCUUAUGACUUAUUGAUAAAGACGGAAGAUUCAGAUUUCAAAUUAGGCCUACUUUACUCCGAAUUGUUGAUGGGACUUGGAGGGGCACUUGAUUGUUUGGCUUUCAUCGGGCUUUGCAUCCAGUUAUAUUUCCGGAAGAAGACAUGUGGCGACAGUGGAGGUGAAGAAUUUGUUGGAAUGACGUCAGAUACGAAACAAUAAUGUUGUCGUUUUGAAUAACAGUGAUAACAGUAACAGUUUUUACCGCUAGAUAUUAUCCCUUAAUACAAAUACUUAGAAACUGACAGCGACAUAACAGAAGCUGAAAGAUAUUUGAUAUCUUAAUGGGAUACCACACAUUUAUAUACCAUUUGCAGGAUGUUUCGCUUCUGAGUGUGUUACAAGUUUUAUUUUCAUUUUGCGGAUGUACUUUUGUCUGAUUGACCGAUAGUAGUAUCCAGCUAGUUUCUUGCUUUGCAAUGUCGCUAUCUGAUACGUUACUGGUUUGUUGGUAUCAAUAUCCAACAUGUACCUGACUUGAGAGGAUGCAGCGGUCCAGGGAUAACAGUCCUACUACGAAACCAGAGGUCAUGAAUUCGAAACACAAACCUUUGGGAUAAGAGUUGGAACCGUUUACUGAUGCUUUACACUGGGCACGCUAAAGAACCAGGGAAGCUUCUGGAAUUGGAGCGUCUUUUGUAUCCUGCACUAUCCCACAACUAAAGUUACUAACCUUCUUGUGGAGGAAUAGCCCAUAAGGUAUACCGGUAGCAACUAUGAAUAAACUUAUAAACAAAAUAACAUAUGGUCUAAUGAGAAUAGUCUGCCCACUUUAAUAAAUGCUGAAUAUGGUCAGUGGGUAGUAAUUUAUAACUAUGUCUGAAAACAUUCCUUAUCAAAGAAAUAUUGAAUGCGGCGGGCUGAUUACACGAAGGAGCAAACGUUCUUUAUGUCCGUAGUGCGUGUUUCUAAAACUUUAUUUGUAUGAGGUAUAAAAGACAAACAGAAGUACAACAAAAAGAUCUUUCGGGUAUUGGAACCGAAACUUUCACAUGUAAGAAUACGUGACGCCUAAAAGAAAAAUUGAUUCGAGAGCGAAAAGAAUUAUACAUGUUUUGUGAUAUGAUUAAGUAGAUAUUUAAAGAAAACGGUUGAAAAUGACCCAAUAAAAUAAUUCAAUAGAAAUGGUCAUACAACCUUUUUAAAACGAUCGAAAUCCUGCAGUGGUAUAUGUACGGGUAAAUGAUUGACAUUCACACAAAAACUAAACAAUUAGGAUAAAACAAACAAAGGAACACAGUGGGGCAUGGUCUUUGGAUGCUCAGUAGUAAAAGUACCGGUAUGGAAUUUAAACCGGUAAAUGGUGCGCAACAAACCACACUUGUAACCAAUGCCACGUUCCAAAGUUUGAAGACGGCUUACCAAAGUUCAAGGACGAUGUAAAUAUAUGUUAUCACCGCCACGUGCGUAUUGGUAAAAUGCUCAUGUUUUAACUAACAAGCUAACAACAACAAAAUUCCCACCUGCAUUUUGGCAAUAUUGUAUUUGUAUUUUGUAACUGCAGACAUAGCGUAUAAAAACGUUAACGUGUA